Molecule: messenger RNA, 2215 nt
Organism: Paramisgurnus dabryanus
Lineage: Eukaryota; Metazoa; Chordata; Actinopteri; Cypriniformes; Cobitidae
Gene: uap1l1
Product: UDP-N-acetylglucosamine pyrophosphorylase 1 like 1
Biological process (GO): UDP-N-acetylglucosamine biosynthetic process
Molecular function (GO): UDP-N-acetylglucosamine diphosphorylase activity
Source: RefSeq, a predicted model, not a curated record
AGGGGGUGUCCCGAAAUGACUCAUAUAAAGUAAAUAUGGAUUCACAGUAGUUUUUUGUAAUCCCACAAAUUGAGUACGGCUGCGUAAAUGCGUUUAUUUUACAAUUUCAGCUUUGACCGAUAGUUCCGGGCGGAUUUAGACGUGGGUAGUCGUGUUGGGGUUUUGUUGUCACAUCACUAAUGUGUUAAUUUUACAGUAGAAAAAGAUGAUUUCGUUCGAGGAAGCUAAAGCAAGGUUACAUGCUGCAGGACAGAGCCAUGUGUUACAGUUUUGGGCUGAACUUUCUGCAGAAGAGAGGAGCGAGCUGUUGGAUGAGAUAUCUCAGCUAGAGCCGAAGGAGUUACUGGAGCACUGCCGGGGCGCUGUAGCGGCUGCGAGCCGACAACAGAGCGCUGAUGCUGGGCUUGACGCGCGGAUGGAGCCCGUUGCGCCGGAGUUCAUUGGAAGUGUGCGUGAAAGUGACAAAGAAACAAUUCAGCUGUGGGAUGAUGAAGGGUUAUUGCAGAUUUCUCAGAACAGAGUGGCUGUUUUGCUGUUAGCUGGUGGUCAGGGGACUAGACUCGGUGUGUCAUACCCGAAAGGAAUGUACAAUGUUGGGCUUCCUAGUGGAAAAACACUGUACCAGAUCCAGGCUGAGCGUAUCCAGAAGGUGCAAGAGCUGGCCAAUCUGAAGCAUGGCUGUAGGUGCACAGUACCAUGGUACAUAAUGACCAGUGAGUUCACCCUGGCGCCCACAGAGAAGUUCUUCAAGGAUAAUGGCUACUUUGGUCUUUGCCCAUCCAAUGUGGUCAUGUUUGAGCAGAGGAUGAUACCAGCCGUAGGCUUUGAUGGAAAAGUCAUUCUGGAGAAGAAGAACAAAAUAGCGAUGGCACCAGAUGGAAAUGGUGGCCUUUAUCGGGCCUUAGUUGACAACAAGAUACUAGAGGACAUGGAGAGAAGAGGGGUGGAGUAUCUUCAUGUGUACUGUGUGGACAACAUCUUGGUGAAGCUGGCAGAUCCAGUCUUUAUUGGCUUUUGUGUAAAUAAAGGAGCAGACUGUGGUGGCAAGGUGGUGAAAAAGGCUUAUCCCGCCGAGCCUGUUGGAGUAGUGUGUCGUGUAGAUGGCCUAUAUCAGGUAGUAGAGUACAGCGAGAUUCAACCAGAGACUGCAGAGUUGCGAGAUCCUAAAGGAGAGCUCCUGUUCGGUGCUGGAAACAUCUGCAACCAUUUCUUCACCAGAGGCUUCUUGCAGGAAGUAGCUAAAAACCUUGAAGGGCAGCUGACCCAGCACUUGGCUAUAAAGAAAGUGCCAUUUGUGGAUGGAGAGGGAAACCUGAUAAAACCGGUCAAGCCCAACGGCAUCAAAAUGGAGAAAUUUGUCUUCGACGUCUUUCAGUUCUCAAAGAAGUUUGUUGCCCUUGAGGUACCGAGAGAGGAGGAAUUUUCACCCCUGAAAAAUGCUGAUGGGGCUCCUCUGGACACACCAACUACAGCUCGCCGAUCCUUGUUAGCACAACAUUACCGCUGGGUAUUGGCAGCUGGUGGAAACGUUUUGGAUGAGCAAGAUAAACCCAUCGCCCCAAAACAUAGUAUGGCACAGAAUGAAGACCCUUCGGCAAUCUGUGAAAUCUCUCCUCUGGUAUCAUACUUUGGUGAGGGCCUGGAAAAGCUGCUAAAAAAGAAGAACUUGAAGUCUCCCUUUUAUCUUGAUGUGAAUGAAGCAAAUAAUAUUUUGCAGACUACAUAGUAUUUUAAUAUGAAAGAAAGUUUAACUUUAAAAGUAUAGUUCACCCGAACAUAAAAAAUUCUGCCAUGAUUAACUUUCAUGCUGUUACAAACCUGUAUACAUUUCUUGGUUCUGAUGAACACAAAGAAAGAUAUUUUGAGCAAUGUUUGUAUCGAUCAGAGGCCCCAUUGACUUCCAUUUAUUCACAUAUUUAACAACAUAAGAGUGACAGAAUUUUCAUUUUUGAGUGAACUAUCCCUUUAAGUGUUGUGCUCAGGUAUGCAAAGGGAUGUUUACAAAUCAGUUAUUACAUAGAAAAACAUGUAGGCAAACUAUAUUGAUUCACCAACAAUGCAAUUCCUCAUCAGAGAAUAUUUAAAUGAACAAAUAAAAAAUGACAUAAAUUGUGUUUGUACCAGUAUGAAAAACAGAACGUGCGCACAUUUGAAUUAAAAAAGCUAUUGAUUCUAUAAUGCUUUACAAUAGAAAUAAAAUCAAAUUCCUUUAUAA